Anguilla anguilla (European eel) is the source of this 2650-nucleotide messenger RNA. Its product is annotated as CMRF35-like molecule 6. The transcript has 8 exons. Gene Ontology annotation, cellular component: transcription regulator complex; plasma membrane. Gene Ontology annotation, molecular function: DNA-binding transcription factor activity, RNA polymerase II-specific; transmembrane signaling receptor activity; RNA polymerase II cis-regulatory region sequence-specific DNA binding. The record is from RefSeq and is a predicted model, not a curated record. NCBI's taxonomy places the organism in Eukaryota, Metazoa, Chordata, Actinopteri, Anguilliformes, Anguillidae. The coding region runs from base 718 to 1734 and encodes 338 amino acids. Gene Ontology annotation, biological process: regulation of transcription by RNA polymerase II; hippo signaling; embryonic organ development.
GAGAUAAAAACAUUUUUAAAAUAGUAUUUUUUAAUGACUGGAGACAGGCUUUCAUCUUGCAUAAAUGACACAGCCUUCCAGAUCCAUGUCGGAAAUAUGAAUGUAGAGGAAUGUGUGAGAGUGAAUAUUUGUAAGCAAAUCAGCAACACCUGUAGUCGCUGAUCUGUGAUCAAUGGGAAAAAUCACUUGUUCAAAAUACCUUGCAACUGAAAUUUUUCUGUGCUGCAACAGGUGCAGCUUAUAAUGAACACCUGCCUGGCUGUUACUAUUCAUAGAAUAUUUGCCAUUACACCAGGCUGGCCCGCAGAGGAUGGGCUCCCCCUCUACAGCCGGGUUCUUCCGGAGAUUUCUUUCCAUUGCAGAGUUGUUUUCUCACAGCCGUUUCAGUGUUUUUCUUCCCACUGGGGAGUUUUUAUUAAUUUAUUUUACCUCAUUUGCUUGCUUUUUGGGGGUUCGUGUCUGGUUUUGGGGGUUCGUGUCUGGUUUUUCUCUGUAAAAAGCGCAAUACAAAUAAAAUUGAAUCGAACUGAAUUGAAUCAAACUGCAGCACAAAAUCCCCACAUUAUGUAUGCUCUGUGUGGGCAUAAGAGGUCACUGUCGCCUAUGGAGAGUUUAUGAAUACACAAUUCGGAAACAAUGAUUUCACAAUGAGGGUUUCAAAAAUAAAGUGCUACUCAGCACUGAUGACCACAAUAUGCAAGCCUUCCUUUGAGAGAGAUGGUCACCAAAAAUGCAAUAGACAAGUGGAACUUUUUCUACACAGUCCUUCUACCCACCCUGAUUAGCUUCACACAAAACACUGACGGAGUACGUUCGGUCGGAGGGGGGGCGGUACGUUUACCGAAUCCAGCGCUCUCCCAUGUGCGAGUACAUGAUCAACUUCAUCCACAAGCUGAAGCACCUCCCGGAGAAGUACAUGAUGAACAGCGUGCUGGAGAACUUCACCAUCCUGCAGGCAUCCAGGGGGCAGUCGUUACGGGCCGCGAGGGAGAGUCUCGGACUUUCUGCUGCAGGUACGACAAAGACUACACCCACAGGGAUAAGUACUGGUGCCGAGGGGAGAGCUUUAGUUCGUGCCGCAUCGUGGUGACGAGCUUAGGCCCGCAAAGUGGACGCACCUCUCUCAAGGACCGCAGAGGUAUCAGAAAGUUUUGCGUCACCAUUAAAGACCUCAAAGUGCAGGACAGUGGGGCGUACUGGUGUGCCAUCAGCGCAUGGGGACCUGACAUACACGUGGCUGUUGCUCUCAGCAUCGAUGCAGCGAGACCAGUGACCCCAUCGAAACCAAGCACAGCGAGCCCCACGACUAAACCAGCGACCACAAUCGCACCCAGCCCCUCUACGGGCCCCCCCGCGGCGACUAGCGCGGCAACUCUGGAGCCCCCAACCACCCCGCCGUCACGGAGAAACGAAACCGGCUCAAAGAGGCCAGAGAAGCCCAGCACAUUAACCAUCCUGAGCAUUUCUACAGGUCUCCUGCUCCUCUUCCUGUGUCUGGCCUGCGUUAUGGCCACCGUCUGGAGACGUACUGGAAGCAGAGGCGAGCUGGAGGGGAAAGGGGACAGUUCAAAGUCAUUUGCCGAGGCCACCGAGAUACAGUACGCUGAAGUAACUGUCAAUACGAGAAGUCAGCCCCUGAGUGACUUCGUCACAUAUGGCAAUUUGUAUUUUCACACAAUUGCUGAAGAUCGGUCACAAGAGGGCAGUGUUGAGUACGCUGCGGUCAAACGCUGAAGAAUCUCCGGUAUAAGUGGAAGAGGAAGAGCGCAAGAGAAUCUGGAAUAAUCUUCUCCAGCGCUGAAAAGAUGCUUCAUUUUCUCUAAAAGAGGGAGUGAUGUUCUUCAAGCAUAAAUGUGUGGCAUUUUAAAAAUGUAUAUAACCUUUAUUUGCUGCAAGAAAAAAAAAGUGAUGUGAUCUUUCAAAUGUAUUUUUUAUAUUUGUAAAAUAUUUAUUCUGUAUUAUACAGCCCCGAGGACUGAAGGCACAGGUGCUGAUAUCUGAUAUUUAUUUUUAUUCUGUUUGAAGAUGGGGGGCCUCAUCUUCACCAAGUACAGUUGAUUAGAGUCCAGUCUAAUAAACUUUUAAAUAUUUCUCUUAAAGCAGGUGUGAUCAGCUUUGGCACAGUGCCAAUUUGACGGGACUUUGGGCGUGUUUUUGAGUUUCUUUAGAAAUGAAGUCACACAAUGGUUCUGUCAGCCCUUCCUUCGUUUUUCCUGUUCUUUUUUCUUUUUUACUUUUUUGUCUUAAUGUCUAAGAUUCUGUCUCAGUUGUUUCAAAACCUGUUUGUUUGGUUGGGAAAGCAAUGGUCAGAGUUUUCAUGUUUGUGUUUUUUUUAAAAUGGUAUUGUUUUAUCAAAGCUUCCUUGUCUGUUUUAAAAGUGUAUAGCAGCAGACUGUAUACAGUAGCAGAUAAUGAUCUCCUUUGGUUUUGCCCGUUUGGGUAGUCUUACACUUCUUUGAUCCAGUGUAAAAUGAUGAUCAAGUUAAGUGCACUGGACCCAAUUUCACUUCUUCCAAGUCGGUAUUGUUACUUUUUGUCAUGUCUCCAUUUGCAUCAGUCCACAAACUGUGUAGGACUAGCCUUUACUGCUUGGAGUGAUUGAAAUCUUCAGUGGAAUGCUAAAAUAAAUAUUUAGCCUGUGAAUCUCUGU